CUCGCACUCAAUGGUUUCGACUCGGACACACACAAUAUCUGAUUUUACUUUUCUUUUUUUUUUAAUUGCAAGUUUGCCACUAUAAAAUCAGUCCAUACCCUUAGUUAACAACCCACAUUCACUCUCAUUUCCAUCAAAAUUAUAACUUCAUUUUACAUUUUGAUUAAUAUCCUAAAAUGGUUAGAUUCAUCGAAGAAAAUAUUACUAAAAUGUUGGAGACAAAGGCCAUCUCAAACUCGGAGGUUUUAUAUGUCGGAGGAGACGACGGAGACACGUCACCAACGACGAAAGUUCUUCAUGAUUUUCAGAUCAACAGCGGAGGAGGACUGAUAAGAUCAUGGGUUGAUUCUAUGAGAGCUUGUUCUCCUACUCGCCCUAAAUCCUUCAAUAGCCAAUCUUGUUGGAUUAAGGAACAUCCAUCUGCUUUGAACAUGUUCGAAGAAAUACUUCAUAAAUCUGAAGGAAAACAAAUAGUUAUGUUUCUUGAUUAUGAUGGUACUCUCUCUCCCAUUGUUGAUGAUCCUGAUCGAGCUUUCAUGUCCAAGAAGAUGCGAAAUACUGUGAGGAAACUUGCAAAGUGUUUUCCAACAGCCAUAGUUAGUGGGAGAUGCAGAGAGAAGGUUUCUAGUUUUGUGAAAUUAACUGAGUUAUACUACGCUGGAAGUCAUGGCAUGGACAUCAAAGGACCAGAGCAAGGAUCUAAAUACAAGAAAGAAAAUCAGUCUCUUCUUUGUCAACCCGCAACUGAAUUCCUCCCGGUGAUAAACGAGGUUUAUAAAAAACUAGUCGAGAACACUCAAUCGAUUCCAGGAGCGAAAGUUGAGAACAACAAAUUUUGUGCGUCUGUUCACUUUCGAUGCGUAGAAGAAAAUAAAUGGAGUGACUUGGCCCAUCAAGUUCGAUCAGUCUUGAAGAAUUACCCCAAGCUCAUGCUUACCCAAGGAAGAAAAGUAUUGGAGAUUCGUCCAAUCAUUAAGUGGGAUAAAGGCAAAGCACUCGAGUUUUUGUUAGAAUCACUAGGAUAUGAUAAUUGUACCGAUGUUUUUCCUAUAUAUAUUGGAGAUGAUCGUACCGACGAAGACGCCUUUAAGAUACUGAGAGACAAAAAACAAGGUCUUGGAAUUCUUGUGUCCAAAUACGCAAAGGAGACUAAUGCUUCUUAUUCUUUGCAAGAGCCAGAUGAGGUAAUCUUUUGUCACUCUAUAUACACAACACAUAAUGUUUUAGUGUACUAAGGUGAAUUUAUGUUUGUUUUUUUGUCAAACUGGUGAAUUUUUGUUUUUGAUGUAGAUUUCUUAUAAAAAAAAGUCUCUUAUUUUCUACGUUUUAUAGGUUAUGGUUUUUUUAGAACGUUUGGUGGAAUGGAAACAGUCAAGGUGUGGGGCAUGAAGAGUUUACAAGUACAGGAGAAACUUGUUCUUUUUCUUUUUUCUUUUUACUAUGUAGUAUUGGUAAAGAUUCUAACGUAUAAGAGAACGAGAAUAAGUUUAUUAAUAUAACAAGAAGACAAAUAUUGAGGUUCAUGUUCCUUUUAUUAAACUUUGGUUUUCUGACUAGUCGUUUGUUGCUAUCCAUGCAAUGUUCAAAUUUUAAAUUAUCCCAUGUAUAAAAAUUCCUUGUAUUUUUGAAAUAAAAACAAAGAUAUACAAUAAUGAGGAUUUUUGAAAAAU
This is a messenger RNA of Arabidopsis thaliana (thale cress), 1670 nucleotides long. RefSeq names its product Haloacid dehalogenase-like hydrolase (HAD) superfamily protein (gene TPPE). Gene Ontology annotation, biological process: trehalose biosynthetic process. Gene Ontology annotation, molecular function: trehalose-phosphatase activity. The coding region runs from base 177 to 1235 and encodes 352 amino acids. The record is from RefSeq and is marked reviewed. Lineage: Eukaryota; Viridiplantae; Streptophyta; Magnoliopsida; Brassicales; Brassicaceae. The transcript has 11 exons.